Salpingoeca rosetta is the source of this 4487-nucleotide messenger RNA. Its product is annotated as carboxy terminal motor kinesin. Gene Ontology annotation, biological process: microtubule-based movement. Bases 262 to 4218 code for a protein of 1318 amino acids. Lineage: Eukaryota; Choanoflagellata; Craspedida; Salpingoecidae. Gene Ontology annotation, molecular function: microtubule binding; microtubule motor activity; ATP binding. The transcript is spliced from 23 exons. The record is from RefSeq and is a predicted model, not a curated record.
GGGCUGACCAACGAAUGCCUCAGAUUAUUAUCGGUAUCUUCCAACAAUCGCCCAAAAUCCUCUGCCGCCAAAUCUUCAAAGCAACGGCUGCCGCGAAUUCAAGCAAGCACCACCACAACAGCCAACACACAGCAUCUCAGCAUCAGGACUGCUGAAGCGAGCGCAAGCGUGUGAAGCAGGCCGCGGGCGACCGACAGCCAAGGGUCUGAAAGAAACAGCGACCAACAAGGGCGGAGUUUGUUUCUGAUCCCCACCGCGAAGAUGGCAACCGAGUGCGAGAAGGAGGAGGAAAACAUCCAGGUCAUCCUGCGUGUGCGUCCUCUGGUGGGCUCUGGCGUGAACGACAACGACACCAUCAAGUGCCUGAACUAUGUGGACGAGAAAGCCGUGAAACUGGAGAGCAACAAGAACAUCUUCACCUUCGACGAGGUCCUCACGGAGGAAUCCACUCAGGACAAAGUGUUUGAGACAGUGGCCAAGCGAGUGAUUGAGUCCUGCUUGGAAGGCUACAAUGGAACCAUCUUUGCAUACGGCCAAACUGGGAGUGGCAAAACGUUCACCAUGAUGGGAAGAAAGGACGACAACGACGACAUUGUGCAGGAGGAACGCGGCAUCAUCCCCCGCGCUUUUGAAUUCCUCUUCAGCCAGAUCCAGCGCGAGUGCCAGAAGAAGGGCAAUGUGUCCUUCAGUUGCAGCUGCUCCUUCACCGAGAUUUACAACGAGCGCAUCUACGACCUUCUUGACGCCACGUGCACGGGCAAGAAUCUUCGUGAGGAUGUGCGCAACGGUGUGCACAUCGAAGACGUCACAGAGCACAUUGUAGAGUCGCCACGCGAAGCCAUGGAGGUGCUGAACGCUGGCAACGGCAACCGGCGCACCGCAGAGACGUCCAUGAACCGCGAGAGCAGCCGCAGUCACGCUAUUUUCACCAUGACCAUCAAGAGCAUCGAGUCCACCGGGGAUGGGCUGCGCAACGUGAAGAUGGCGCGGCUGAACCUGAUUGAUCUUGCCGGCUCCGAGCGGCAGCGCGACACACAGGCGGACGGCACGCGUCUGCGCGAGGCAGGGCAGAUCAACAAGUCGCUGUCGACGCUGGGCAACGUCAUCACCGCCCUCGUGUCCAUUGCCAACGGCAAGCAGCGCCAUGUGCCGUAUCGCGACUCCAAGCUCACUUUUCUCCUCCGCGACUCGCUUGGUGGCAACACCAAGACCUAUCUGCUUGCCGCCGUCAACCCUUCCCGAAAGGCGUUUGGGGAGACGCUGUCUACGCUCAAGUUUGCUCAGCGCGCCAAGCUCAUUAAGAACAAGACGGCGCGCAACGAGGACUUUGUCGGCAACGUGCGGGAGCUGCAAGCGGAAGUGAAGCGGCUUCGAGACCUGCUCGCACAACCCAACAUGCAGGCCCUGCCUGCGCUGCCGCCCGGGGUGCAGACGGACGGCGACGAUGAUGGCGACCUUCGCCGCAUCGUGUGCACCAUGAUCGACCUGCACAAGCGCUCCGAGUCUGAGAAAGAGGACCUUGCCGAGCGGUUGCAGGAGUCGCAGGAGCUGCUCAGCGCAUACCAGCGGUCCCUGCAGGCACUCAAGAUGCGGUACAAGUUUCGGGAGGCGGAGGUGUCGCAGCUGAAGCGCGGGGCGGGCGCAUCUGUGGACGAAGACGAGCAACUGGCUGCCCUUCGCAAGGAGAUCAAGGCGCUGGAGCAGGAGAUUAAGGUCAACGUCGACGCAGCCCGCUUGCUGACGAAGAACAAGGCGCUUCAGGCUGAGCUGCGGUCGCUGCGGUCCCAAUAUCCGGUCGAUGACGACAACGCCGUCCUGGCGCAGACGCGCACGCGCAUGCUGGAGCUGGAGGAGAUUGUGCAGCGCCUUCUCGUCAACAACAAGGACUCGGCUUCUCUCGGCCAACUGAUUUCGAGCGCCAAUGCAUCGCCUGCACCGGGCAUAUCGCCACGUAUGCGCGAUGGUAAGCACCUUGCGCGCCAGACCAAGGUGGAGAGCGAACUGAAGCAGCAAGUCUCGGAUCUGCAGCAGGAGCUGAAGGAAACACGCGACCAGCUCACCCAGGUUGAGGAGAAUGCGCAACGCAAGGUGAUGGAGCUUGCGUCAUCGAAGCGUGCGGCAGAGAAGACGACAGCUGAGCUUGAGCGCGCGCUUGAGGCCGAGCGCAUGAAGGCGGCUGCCCGUGAGGCGCAGGCCCGCGAUGAACAGCUGCAGGAGCUCUCAAAGGCUUUUGCCGACUCGGAACAGAUCAACGACCUUGCCUCCCUCCGCAGCAAGAUGGAGGCUCUGGUGCACGAGGUCAAGUCCAGCCAGGCCGUGCAGGAAGAGCUGACUCAGCAGAUUUCUUCUCUCGAGAGUGCCAGCCGGCAGCUGCGCCAAGACAAGGAGCAGCUCACCUCCCAGCUCUCCAUGGAGCAGACUGCUCACGCGGAGACGUCUGAGGAGCUGAAGAGCACCAUUGCCACCCUCGAGCAGCGGCUGGAUGGUCUACUAUCGGAGAUGCAAGACAAGGCGACGGAAUUCCAGACCUCUCUCCAGGAACAGCAGGCCGCUGCUGCAGCGCUCACAACCGAGAAGGAGGCCAUGCAAAAGGAGCUGGCCCAGUCGCAGCGCAAGGUGGCUGAGCUGGAUAAGGAGAACACGGACCAGGCUGGCCAGCUCGUCAGCAUUCGCCACGACCUCGAGGCUGCACUCACCAGCAACCAAGACCUCAUGGAUGAGCGGGACACACUUGACGGCGAACUUCAGUUCGUUCAAGAGGAGCUCGAUCGCAUUACGCAGGAGCUGAGUGAUGAGAAGGCCAAGACAUCAUCGCUGACACAUGAACAGGAAGCGCUGCAGGCGACGAUUGCCAAGCUGGAGGACUCCGUUGCCAAAUAUGAGCAGCAGCUCAACGACGACAGUGACCAAAAGUCAGAGAUGCUGGAGCUGUCGCAGAAGAACCAGGAGCUGGUUGAGCAAAUUGAGGCGUCUGUUGCGGCACAGAUUGAAGCGCAGGACACGCUGGAGUCGACCCGUGAGGAGCUCAACGAGGCCAAGGACCGGUUUGCACGCAAGGAGGCUCGGAUGGCUGAGGAGAAGGCGGCUAUCGUGGCCGAACUGCGCACAACCACUGACCAACUCAAGGAACUCAAGUCUAGCAACGAGUCGCUCACUGCUGAGCUGAAGGAGUGCAAGGAGGAGGUGGACCGCCUGACAGCAGAGCUUGGCUUCGCCACAGACAAGCAGGCCGAAUUCCAGCGGCUGCUGAAGCACACGGAGAGCGUGAUUGCGAAGAAUGAGGACGAGUACAAAGACCAGAUGGCGGAGGUUGUGGAGACAACGACGCUUGUGAAGGACGAACUGCGUGCAUCAAAGGCGCGCGUGCAGGAGUUGGAGACGCAACUGCAGAGCGCACGCGAUGUACUGGCAGCGAAGGAGGACGACGCUGCCCAGCGCAUUGCACAGCUCGAGCAGUCGCUCGAUGAGCUCAAGGCAGCAAACACCGACCUUCGUCAGCAAUUGGAGGCGCCGCGUGAGAAUGCAACGGCGCUCGAGCAGGAAGUGCAGUCGCUGCAGCAGCAACUUGCAGCCAGCAAGACACAAGAGAAGAAGUAUCUGGAGAUGCUUGAUGCCGCGGAGGCGUCGCGCGUGGAGAAGAACAGCGAGCUGUCGCAGCUGCGGGCCGACCUUGACGCCGCCAAGCGCACCGCCAGCGAGUCUGCCAGCAUGGUGGAGGAGCUCGAGGAGACGCGGGCCGAGAACAGGCGGUUGGAAGCGAGUGUUCGCGCUGCGCAGCGUACGACUGAGGACCACACGCGUGCGGUGAAGGAGCUGGAGGAGGUGAAGUCGCAGCUGACGAUGAAGGAGAGCCAUCGCCGUCGUCUGGAGGACGAAGUGAAGGAGCAAGCGUCUGAGCUUGCCGAGUCGCUUGUGUGUGCGCAGGAGCUGAACAAGGACCUGCUUGGCAUGAAGGAGAGCCUUGAUCGCGCGCGCAAGGAGAACCUCACCCUGCGCAAGGAAAAUUCGCAGCUGAAGAAAGCAGUCAAAGCGCUUGAGGAAGAGAGAGACGGUCUUGUUGGACACCAGAACCCGCGCCAGAAGCUCAAGCACAUGGCCAAGAUCCGCGCCGAGAACAACGAGCUGCGCAUGCGCCUGAAUGAGCUGUCCAAGGAAGUUGCAAUGUUGAAGCGGCAACAAGCCGGCGAGCAGGAGAACCUGGCUGUGAACGUGUGUUGACGUUGCUGUGAACGUGUGCUGACGUUCCUCCUUGCACCCCCUCCCCCCUCCACACACCCACACCCCCGACUUUUUGUGCAUUGCGUUGUUCAUGAUGAUGAUGAUGGUCUUACGAACAGAAAAGCCGCCUGGCUCACGGCUGUGGGAUCUCCGCAUGCCGGUUAUUGCUGCUGUUGAUACGAAUGUGUCGUUUACUGCUUGCUCGCACGGUACUGCAAAAAAAAAAAAAAAAAAAAAAAAACAAGAAGGUCACAUCAUAUCAUCAAAAC